CUCUCCCAUCUCCCUUGUUUUUGCUCUGUUUUAUUCAAUUUCAUACCCUUCAAGAGCUCUUAGUACACCAUGGAUGGUGUUGAACCCAAAAUUAUGCAAAACCCAACUUUCAAAACGCACAAAUAUUCCUUAGCAGCCCAAAUUUGCCUCAGAAUUUUGGCAACUGUGGCUUCAUUAGCUGCUGCAUGGAUUAUGUUCACCAAUAAGCAAUCUAUCAUUUUAUAUGGCCUUGUGGUCGAUGCCCGAUACAGCUACUCCUCUGCUUUCAAGUUCUUUGCUGUUGCAAAUCUUAUUACAAGUGUAUUGUCUGUGGGAUCCUUGUUUGUUGCUGUUAUCCUUGCUCGAAAUUGGUCUCACCUCAACAACUACUUCUACAUGUUCCUGCAUGAUUUGGUUUUGAUGACAUUGGUAAUAGCUGCAUGUGGGGCUGCAACAUCGAUUGGAUUUGUGGGUCGAUAUGGGAAUAAUCAUGCUGGUUGGAUGCCCAUUUGUGACAAUUUUGUCAGAUUUUGUGACAGAGUCACCAUUUCUCUGAUUCUCUCUUAUUUCUCUUUCCUCUUCUAUCUAUUUCUCACUAUCAUCUCUGCCAACAAGUCCAGAAAAAUUCAAGUUUGAAGCUUUGAGAGAGAGGGAGAGAGGAUCUUGGCAAUGGUGGUGGUGAAUAUAUGAUGAAAUGGGCAUAUCUUGUAAACAUGUCAGUGAGACUUUCUGUACUUUCUUAUAGGAAAAAAUAUAAAUAAAUAAAUAAAUAAAGAGUAGUUCGUGAUAAAGCCUCUUUUUUGCAUUCUUAGGCUCUUAUUGCCAAUAUGGUACAAAGUGAUGCAACUACUAUGGUUAGCCUAAA
Molecule: messenger RNA, 844 nt
Organism: Camellia sinensis
Lineage: Eukaryota; Viridiplantae; Streptophyta; Magnoliopsida; Ericales; Theaceae
Product: CASP-like protein 1F1
Source: RefSeq, a predicted model, not a curated record